This is a messenger RNA of Triticum aestivum (bread wheat), 1030 nucleotides long. RefSeq lists its product as uncharacterized. The record is from RefSeq and is a predicted model, not a curated record. NCBI's taxonomy places the organism in Eukaryota, Viridiplantae, Streptophyta, Magnoliopsida, Poales, Poaceae. The coding region runs from base 39 to 815 and encodes 258 amino acids. The transcript has 2 exons.
UAUUUGGAUUCUGCAGCUGAGCCUUACGGCCAUCGCGCAUGACUGAGGGCGUCCAUCGCAGCGACGGCCCCCGGCCGCCGGAGGGUCAGAUCCCCGCGCAUCCACAGCCGGUGAUCCAUGCUGACUCCUCAUUGUGCCGCACCUCACCGGCGCCGUCGACGCAGGGGGCAGAUGGGGUUCAAGCAAAUCCGGCGGACGCUGAUCUCGCGAUCCACAAGAGCGCGCAGACAGAGCGCUGGAGAAUUCACUUCGCCGACGAGCGCUCACCUGGCGGCUGGUCCGAGGGUCGUCUUCAACACAAUCCAACGUCUCGGUGGAUGGGGCUUAUCAAUUUGGACAACGAUGUUCUCGUCGGCGAUUACCUGGCGGCCGACGUUUGGAUUACAGUAGGAUCUCGUUUACAUAUUGAUAUUUAUGACAUGCGUGUCGAUUGUCGUAUGCAGGGGGAUCAGAAGGAGGUUGCGGAUCUGAUCGAUUUGACGGAUACACCAAAAGCCGGGAGAUCGGAUCAUCGUUUUGGAGGACGAUUUUGGGUUCUUGCAGACAUCAACGACGAGGAGGAUCAAGGGGCGGAUCAUAGGGGUGGAGGAAGAAGAUGGGGCCGGCAUGAGUCAGAGGAUCACGGAAACAGCGGUGUGUGCGAUGACGACGACGCCGACGGGAUGUUCACCUGGCACCAAUCCUCACCGGAAGAGAGGGUUUCAAAAGAAGCCACAGAUAUGCAUGAAACCGUGGAUUGGACCGAUCCCGAAGAUUAUCUUCAGAGCUACCACAUGGAUCUGUAUGUGGUCCUUACACACUCCUAUGGAAUCUAGGAAGCAGCUGGUUAUUGGGUGCAACCAAUGGAAGAUGGUAGCACGUGUUAUAUUCAACCGGUUUGGAUGGCGGUCGCUUAACAGGAUAGGAGUCUAGGUCUCUAGUCCUGUUACUAUCACCGAUUGUAAUCUUGAGGUUUUUUAUCGUUUUGUCGUUCUGCUCCUUUUGUGAGCUGUAAUACUUUGAGAACCUUUUGAUCUUUGAGACUUUUAAU